AAAAUAUUAUGUAUAGAUUUUGAUACGUUACGCUGUUUUGCAAGAAGCAGCGGAUCCGUUUCCAUUGGGCGCCCAUGUUCCGUAGCCUGCCCGCCCCACUAUCACCGAGAUCGCCGCGAUCGAGAUCCAUUACUCUCCCACUCCACCCCGUCGUUCCCCGAUUCCUCCGCUGCCAGCAAGCCCAAAUCUCUGCAGCUCGAUCUAAAUUGCUGCUCCUACUCACACCUCUACUCGCUGUAUGGAUCGUUGGAGAGCCAGAAGCCCGGUGUACAGUCGGCAGCAGAGCGGCGGCUCCAGCAGCACGGGAUCCUCCUCGCCGACUAUGUCUCCGGCGCACCACCGCUCGGCGUCGACUUCCGGAUUAUCCAACUUCCGAAGGACGCAGAACCUCGCUGCCAAGGCAGCCAACGCUCGCCUUGCUCGGGUGAUGGCCUCGCAGGCCUCCGGUGAGGACGAUGAGGAGGAGGAUGAAGGAGAUCUACCGGUUGCGUCGAAUAGUAUCCGCUAUGGCUCACCUCGGACUCUACCCAGUAGCAACGGCGGCACAACCGCCGGGAAUGGGGGGGGGAGGCCCGCAAGAUCGCCCUCUCCUGCAUUAGGUCGGAAUGUAACAGAGUAUGUCCCAGCAGUUCGUUCAACCUCAACUGGGAGGUCAUCAAUGGCAAGCCGGCCAACACCUACACCUCCUCCUGCAACAUUAGUGCCCCCGAGUAGGAUUUCUUUGAGGACCACAUCAGCCAUCCCACCGAUAGAACCUCCUAUUGAGAAGCGAAGAGAUAAAAGGUUUCCUGUAGACGUGGGCCAUAUGACCUUCCGAGAAUCAGGAAAUAGGCGCGAAGCUUCUGCUCUUCAAGAUGAGCUUGACAUGCUACAAGAAGAGAAUGAGAACAUAAUGGAAAAGCUCCGAAUUGUUGAAGCGAAACGGGAAGAAGCUGAGGCUAGAGCGAGGGAGCUUGAAAAACAGGUUGCUGCUCUUGGAGAGGGCGUCUCACUGGAAGCCAGGCUAUUGAGUAGGAAGGAAGCAGCUCUGCAGAAAAGAGAGGCUGCUCUUAAAGCUGCCAGAGAGACAAAGGAUGGGAGGGACGAGGAAAUAGCAUCUCUACGACAAGAAGUAGAGGGUGCAAGGGAGGAAGUUUCUUCUGCUUUGGAGCAGUUGAGAGAAACUGAGACUGAAGCUAAAGCUCUUCGCUCAAUGACACAAAGAAUGAUAUUGACAGAGGAAGAGAUGGAAGAGGUUGUUCUUAAGAGAUGUUGGCUUGCUCGUUAUUGGGGUUUGGCUGUCCAGUAUGGAAUCUAUUUAGAGAUAGCCAUUUCCAAAAAUGAGCAUUGGUCUUCACUGGCCCCUCUUCCCCUUGAAGUUGUCAUUUCUGCGGGACAAAAGGCUAAAGAAGACAGGAGUAACGUUGGUAAUGAAAAUGAAAGAGGUAAGCCUGUACGUGAAUUGAGUGAUUUUACUGGAGAAGGAAACAUAGAAAGCAUGCUAUCAAUCGAGAAGGGAUUAAGAGAACUUGCUUCUUUAAAGGUUGAGGAUGCUGUAGUUUUAGCAAUUAGCCAGCAGGGAAGACCAAGUCUACUUCGACAAUCCGCAUCAGAUUAUAAAUCACCUGCUGAUCCCAAAUUCUUAGAAGCGUUUGAACUGAAUCCAGUAGAGUCUGAAGAUGUCCUUUUCAAGCAGGCAUGGCUUGCAUAUUUUUGGAGACGUGCAAAGAAUCAUGGUGUUGAAGAGGAUAUUGCUGAAGAACGCCUGCAAUUUUGGAUCAGUCGCAUGAGCCAGUCACCAACUUCUCAUGAUGCUGUUGAUGUGGAGCGAGGACUAGUAGAACUGAGAAAGUUGGGCAUUGAACAACAACUGUGGGAAGUUUCACGCAGGGAAAUUGAUCCUCCCUCCUCUGUAGUCAGCCAUGCAGAAAGCUCUUAGUUUUAAAUUUAAAUUUUUUGUAUUUUUUUUUUUAAUUUUUAUUAUGUUCAAUUGUUUCAUUUAUCCUUUACAAAAUAUAAAAGGAGUUUUUACAUAACCACCACUCAAAACAUUAAAUGUUUCAUUUUAACCACCUAAAUUUUAAAUAUAACACCUUAGCCAUCCAAAAUUUUUUAUUUGUGAGUAAUGGAGGCUGGUUAUAAUGAAAAAAGUGGUUAAAAUAUUAUAUUUAAAGUUUGAGUGCCUGAAAUGAAAUAUUCAAUAUUUUGAGUGGUUGUUAUGUAAAAACCAAACAUUUGGCAGCAUUAGAGCAGUUCCCAUUCUUCAUAGAAUAAUGUGUUUCUGAACUUUGUAACAUAUUUUUUUUGGGAAAUUUACAUGCAUUCCACACAAUUCUUAUGUAUUUACUU
This is a messenger RNA of Phalaenopsis equestris, 2328 nucleotides long. RefSeq names its product coiled-coil domain-containing protein SCD2-like. The record is from RefSeq and is a predicted model, not a curated record. The coding region runs from base 239 to 1918 and encodes 559 amino acids. The transcript is spliced from 17 exons. Gene Ontology annotation, biological process: cytokinesis by cell plate formation. NCBI's taxonomy places the organism in Eukaryota, Viridiplantae, Streptophyta, Magnoliopsida, Asparagales, Orchidaceae.